UGUUAUCUAGAUUGCUUCCUAGGCUUCCCGAUCUGAGUUUAACAAUGUCUGGACGUGGUAAAGGUGGGAAAGGCCUUGGGAAAGGCGGCGCGAAGCGUCACCGUAAAGUUCUGCGGGAUAAUAUUCAAGGUAUUACUAAACCCGCGAUCCGCCGCUUGGCUCGUCGCGGUGGGGUCAAGCGCAUCUCUGGCCUCAUUUACGAGGAAACUCGCGGGGUGCUGAAAGUGUUUUUGGAAAACGUGAUUCGGGACGCGGUCACAUACACCGAACACGCCAAGCGAAAGACGGUCACGGCCAUGGACGUCGUCUACGCGCUGAAGCGUCAGGGACGCACUCUUUACGGAUUUGGCGGUUAAGCACAUGGCCGGAAUGUGAUGGUCCAGCACUUUGUGAUGGUAAAGCACUUAUACGCCAAGCGCGACAUCUCACCCCCCUCAUAUCUCGAUGUUGUGGUUGACAAACGAGCUCUUGAUGCCCAACUUGGAGGCGAAGGUAUGGCGCGGACUAAGCAAACGGCUCGCAAGUCCACCGGCGGUAAGGCGCCGCGCAAGCAGCUCGCCACCAAGGCGGCCCGCAAGAGCGCGCCGGCCACCGGCGGCGUGAAGAAGCCCCACCGCUACCGGCCCGGCACGGUGGCCCUGCGAGAGAUCCGCCGCUACCAGAAGUCCACGGAGCUGCUGAUCCGCAAGCUGCCGUUUCAGCGGCUGGUGCGCGAGAUCGCACAGGACUUCAAGACCGACCUGCGCUUCCAAAGCUCGGCGGUGAUGGCGCUGCAGGAAGCGUGCGAAGCCUAUCUGGUGGGGCUCUUCGAGGAUACCAACCUGUAACAACUGUUGCUUUUCAUCAUGUCUGGUAGGGGCAAAGGAGGAAAAGGGCUCGGAAAAGGAGGCGCGAAACGCCAUCGCAAAGUUCUGCGAGACAACAUCCAAGGUAUUACCAAACCUGCUAUUCGGCGCCUAGCUCGUCGUGGUGGUGUGAAGCGCAUCUCUGGGCUCAUCUACGAGGAGACACGCGGGGUCCUAAAGGUGUUCCUGGAGAACGUGAUCCGGGACGCGGUCACCUACACCGAGCACGCCAAGCGCAAGACUGUCACUGCCAUGGACGUGGUCUACGCGCUCAAGCGUCAGGGCCGCACCCUCUACGGUUUCGGUGGCUAAGUGGCCGUGUAGUUAGGAAGUUUCUGCUUACAAAACGGCCCUUUUCAGGGCCAUCCA
Messenger RNA from Capra hircus (goat), 1214 nucleotides. RefSeq lists its product as uncharacterized. Gene Ontology annotation, cellular component: nucleosome. The transcript has 4 exons. The record is from RefSeq and is a predicted model, not a curated record. Gene Ontology annotation, biological process: nucleosome assembly. Lineage: Eukaryota; Metazoa; Chordata; Mammalia; Artiodactyla; Bovidae. Gene Ontology annotation, molecular function: structural constituent of chromatin; DNA binding; protein heterodimerization activity.